Molecule: messenger RNA, 1249 nt
Organism: Stegodyphus dumicola
Lineage: Eukaryota; Metazoa; Arthropoda; Arachnida; Araneae; Eresidae
Product: alpha-tocopherol transfer protein-like
Cellular component (GO): membrane
Molecular function (GO): phosphatidylinositol bisphosphate binding
Source: RefSeq, a predicted model, not a curated record
AGCACAAGGGAUGCAGGUCGCACUCAAACUGUAGUAUUUGAUGUGAGCCUGUAAUCCUGAGUACUUUUUUUUAUAAGUUCUUUUUAUUUUAAUAUAUUUACCUUCAACAAAAUUUAACGUCUGUGCCUAUUUUUUAAAUGAAAGUAAUUGUUGUUCCAAGUAUAAUGCUGUAUGUGUUUUAACCGGCAUGGGACCUAGAAAUUUUUUAUAUAUCACAUUUGGCAUUACCUACUUACAAAAGAGUGUGCUCAUAAGUAAUAGUGCACCUUCUACUUUGAGAUGGGAUCCAAUAUUCCAACUGAUGUUUCAGCAUUCAUACCUUUAGAGUUCAAGUUUCUGACAGAACAAAUGAUUCGUAAAGCAGAAGAAGAGCUCGGAGAGACAGAGAAAAGACGAAAAGAAUGCCUGGAGGAAUUUAAAAAUAUGAUCAAAAGGGAAAAGAAUUUGAAUGCCAAUACAUGUGACGAAUUCCUCUUGAUAUUUUUGAGAGGAAAAAAAUUCAGACUUGAAGCAGCAUUUAAAGUUCUGAAGAAAUAUUAUUUAAAUAGAAAGACUUAUUCAAGUUUGUACCAGAAAUUUUCUCCUGAACACUGCAGGGAAGCUUUACUGGCAAACUUUUUGAACUUUCUACCCUUAAGAACACCUGAAGGAGAAUCAGUCUGGGUGCCAAGAAUAGGUUCUUGGGAUACUAAAAUAUUUACUCCUGAAGAAAUUACCAGAGUUGGUUUAAUCUGCCUGGAAAUGGAGAUGAAAAAUCCAGUAACUCAAAUUUGUGGCAUGGUUGUUCUCCUAGAUCUCAAAGGGUUUUCUUGUUCUCAUAUGUUCCAAAUUACCUCGACUUCUUUAAUGUGUUUCAUGAAUACUGUUCAGGAUGGCUUACCACUGCGUCUUACGGCACUGCAUGUUAUUAAUAACCCCAGUAUAUUUGGUGCAGUAUUCAAAACCGUGAAGCCCCUUUUAAAUGCAAAAAUAAAAAAGAGGGUAUACUUCCAUGGGAAUGACUUGAGUAGUUUGCAUCAGUUCCUUCCUAAAGAAAUGCUACCUGAAGAAUUUGGUGGAACGCAAGGUCCAUUUGGAAAUGCAAGAUUUUAUCAAAGUUUACUAGACAAUGAGGAAGAAUAUAAAAAAUGUCAACAGUACGGAUAUGGCGUCGUCAGAAUGUAAAUAAAUAUAUGAUUGUCAAAGUAUAUGUAUACAUGUGUAUGUAUUACAUUUUUACAUGUAAAUGAAUUACAUUUUUACAGUCUUU